AUGAAUUCGGUGUUUCGACAGUUUUCCGCAGUGCUACUCGGGACUAGUCUGAGAGGGUCAAUUCGGAUUAGUACCGAUCUGGUAUUAUUGAGCCAUCUCCACAAACGGAACUCUGCAUUACAGACGGCGACUUUGUUAUUGAGGCGAGAAUUUUGCUGUCUCGAGAUGAAACCAAAAGUAUACGUGACUAGAAAUGACUACGCAAGAAUAGGAUUGGAUCUGCUUAGAGAAGAAUGUGAUAUUUCAUUGUGGGAUGAAGGAUAUCCAGUGCCGAGAGACGAAUUUCUCAAAAAUGUUGCUGGUAAGGAUGCGAUUUACUGUUCACUAAACGAUCGCAUCGAUAAAGAGCUACUUGAUCAGGCGGGUCCUAAUCUUAAGGUCAUCUCAACUAUAUCUGUUGGAUACGAUCAUAUUGAUGUGAAGGAGUGCAAACAGCGCGGUAUUCGUGUCGGUUACACACCGGACGUGUUAACGGAUGCGACAGCAGAACUGACGGUGGCUCUGCUGUUGGCUACUGCUCGUCGAAUCUUCGAAGCUAAUAAACAGGUGCACACCGGCGGGUGGAAAUCAUGGUCACCGAUGUGGAUGUGUGGCAAAGGGGUGAAGAAUUCAGUGGUAGGAAUUUUUGGAUUUGGCCGCAUUGGACAAGAAAUUGCAAAGCGAUUGGCACCCUUCAAGCCUUCACGCAUUCAGUUCACCAGCCGGUCGGAUAAGUUUCUCACGGCGGAAGAUUUGGGAGUGACACAGGUACCGUUCGAUGAGCUAGUUGAAACGAGCGAUUUUCUUAUCAUUGCUUGUUCAUACAACAUUGAGACGGCCAAUCUAUUCAACGAUGCUGUUUUUUCGCGAAUGAAACCCUCUGCCAUACUGGUGAAUACAAGCCGGGGCGGAGUAGUUGAGCAGCAUGAUCUGAUUCACGCCCUGCGAGCGGGUAAAAUUCAAGCAGCCGGGCUAGACGUAACCACACCAGAGCCACUUCCGUUGGAUAACCCUCUACUGACACUACCAAAUGUGGUCGUAUUGCCACAUAUCGGGAGUGCUGAUAUCGAAACGCGCAUUGAGAUGUCGCGUAUAACAGCUUGCAAUAUAUUGGCUGGUUUAAAGGGAAUAAAAAUGUUGUCGGAAGUUUAGGAGCUUUGCUCAUUCUCUCUUAACACAUUUCCAUAUCGUCCUCAUCACAAAAAUGAACUGAUACUGAUUGAAUGUUACAAAUAAAAUGCCAGAAUUGCCGGU
Messenger RNA from Anopheles nili, 1233 nucleotides. RefSeq names its product glyoxylate reductase/hydroxypyruvate reductase. The record is from RefSeq and is a predicted model, not a curated record. Gene Ontology annotation, cellular component: cytosol. Gene Ontology annotation, molecular function: glyoxylate reductase (NADPH) activity; hydroxypyruvate reductase (NADH) activity; hydroxypyruvate reductase [NAD(P)H] activity. NCBI's taxonomy places the organism in Eukaryota, Metazoa, Arthropoda, Insecta, Diptera, Culicidae. Bases 1 to 1131 code for a protein of 376 amino acids. The transcript is spliced from 3 exons.